CCCCAGCACCUGCGUGGGGAAGCCGCCAGGUCCCCGGGAGGAAGGAAGGAUUGGCUCUGGCUCCCCUGCAGUCUGGUGUGCGCCGACAGAAUGCAGCCAUCUGGCGGCUUGCGGUCCCCGGACUUGCCCCGAAGGCUGAAAUCAAGCAAGAAUCAGAUACAUUAUAGACAGUGUUUGUGGGCACCAGAGAACCCGAUUCUGGCAGUAUUUCAUGACAUAAGCUUAAAUCUCUGAGAAAUAAUUGGCCCAUGGUUGACAGCGAAGGAGCAUCGAGUCUGCUGGUUUUGUACAACUCUUCCUGAAGAGCACUGAACGGCUUGCUUUCCUCCUAGAUGGACGGUGACAGCUCCACAACAGAUGCCUCUCAGCUAGGGAUAUCCGCGGACUACAUUGGAGGGAGUCACUAUGUCAUCCAGCCUCAUGAUGAUACUGAGGACAGCAUGAAUGAUCAUGAAGAUACAAAUGGCUCAAAAGAAAGUUUCAGAGAACAAGAUAUAUAUCUUCCGAUUGCAAAUGUGGCUAGGAUAAUGAAGAAUGCCAUACCUCAAACAGGAAAGAUUGCAAAGGAUGCCAAAGAGUGUGUUCAGGAGUGUGUGAGUGAGUUCAUAAGCUUCAUCACGUCAGAGGCAAGUGAACGGUGCCAUCAGGAGAAACGGAAGACAAUCAACGGGGAGGACAUUUUGUUUGCCAUGUCCACACUAGGCUUUGACAGUUAUGUGGAACCUCUGAAAUUAUACCUUCAAAAAUUCAGAGAGGCUAUGAAAGGAGAGAAGGGGAUUGGUGGAGCUGUCUCAGCUACAGAUGGACUAAGUGAAGAGCUUACAGAGGAGGCAUUUACUAACCAGUUACCAGCUGGCUUAAUAACUACAGAUGGUCAACAACAAAAUGUUAUGGUUUAUACAACAUCCUAUCAACAGAUUUCUGGUGUUCAGCAAAUUCAGUUUUCAUGAUCUGAAGAAAUGAUGGGAGAGUCAAGAGUGAGAGUGCGAUGCUGGAACAGAGGCAGGGAAGGAAAGGACUGGAGGGAAGACGCCUCUUUGUACAUUAAGUAGCUGUAUGUAGCUUCCUGAUGCUUGACUAAUUGAGGUGUUAAUUCUGACUUGAGAAUCUUUUUCACGAAUGAUUUUAAAGAAAAAAAUUUGGAUUUUAAAGGUAUUAAAAUAUUUUUGUUUUGUAUGAGAGUUUGUUGCUCUGUAUGACACCUGUAUGCAUUGUAUAUUGCAGUUUAUUACUGUCAGAUUUGUAGACAGUUUCUUAUUUUCAUAUUGAAUCAUGUUACUUUUGUAAUUCAAGCAAGCAGCUGGGUUAAUUCAUGUUUACCCUUUUAAUAAACUAUAAGGGUAGAGUUCAUUUUGAAUGAAAGUUGCCUUUAUUAUAAAUUUGAGUUUGUCUUGCCUAUAUAAUACCUUGCAUGAUAACGUAGCUAGAUUUUUAGUAUUUCCUGUAUUUAUUGACUUUUUUUGGUAUAGCUUAAGCGCACCAUUUUUAAAGGGUGUAACUGAAUCAUUUAAUCAACACAGAAGCAAGUGUUGUUGCCCUUCUAAACGUGGUGCCCGUUCACAGUGUCCACGCAGUUCCCUGCGCCUGUUCACGCAGGGUUAGUUACUUGAGUUAGGAGUGUUGGAAUUCAUUUUAGUUCGUUGCACUCUAGAAAUGGUGCCCCUUUUGUUUGAUACUUGAUUUUUUUCAAAGCAUAGCUUCAACUAUUACAGUAUCUUCUUCCAGAAGAGAACUUUUUUAGUCCAGUGGUAAAUGUCCUCGUUCCACCUUUUUCAUGGAAUGUCUGAUAUCUUAUGAUGUGGGCAUCAUCGUGCACACACACAAGUGAACAAACUGGAGAUGGCGUUGGGAGUGAUGGAAGAGCGAGCCAGCACCACCUGGUUUGCUGUCGUGAUCUUGCAAUAAACUAAGCUCAGAUAAUGUAAUUUUGUAUAAUUUAGUAGUAUGUACUUGCAUUGUUCCUUUUUAAAAGUGUGGAUCUGUAUUUUCUCAUCUAUUCUUUCUAGUGACAACUAGCCAGAGGAUUUUUUUUUUUUUUAAACACUAUCAAAAAUGUCUGUUGUAUGGUUUACCUAGAAGGAAAUGUUGAGGACGUUCGCAGGAUACUGACGUGUGUGAGGCAGAGCAGCUUCCCGGAGGAGCUGACAGAACUUUCCACUUUGCCAGGAGCCUUGAGCACAUGGGCUUUUGUGAGGUUAAGAACACCUCACCUCCUGCCCCCUUUUCCAAAAUAACCUUUACUGUAGAAAAUGCACAUAGGAAAAAAGGGGGAGGGGGGUGGUUAAGCAGAAUUAACAAUCAUUCUACUAUGUUGAAAUAACUAAUGUUAAUAUUUUGAUAACUAUCAUUUGUCCUUUUACUUUGCUAAAUAUGUAUAUUUUUAUAAAAACGGGCUCAUACUGUGCAUACUGUUUUGUAAGCCGCCUUUCACCUAACAAUACAUUGUGAACACCUUUCCAGGUC
Messenger RNA from Jaculus jaculus (lesser Egyptian jerboa), 2463 nucleotides. It is a transcript of the gene Nfyb, whose product is annotated as nuclear transcription factor Y subunit beta. Gene Ontology annotation, biological process: regulation of transcription by RNA polymerase II. Gene Ontology annotation, cellular component: nucleus; CCAAT-binding factor complex. The record is from RefSeq and is a predicted model, not a curated record. The transcript has 8 exons. Gene Ontology annotation, molecular function: protein heterodimerization activity; RNA polymerase II cis-regulatory region sequence-specific DNA binding; DNA-binding transcription activator activity, RNA polymerase II-specific. Bases 333 to 950 code for a protein of 205 amino acids. NCBI's taxonomy places the organism in Eukaryota, Metazoa, Chordata, Mammalia, Rodentia, Dipodidae.